Messenger RNA from Amblyraja radiata (thorny skate), 3787 nucleotides. RefSeq names its product zinc finger protein 615-like. Gene Ontology annotation, biological process: regulation of gene expression. Lineage: Eukaryota; Metazoa; Chordata; Chondrichthyes; Rajiformes; Rajidae. The transcript is spliced from 7 exons. Gene Ontology annotation, cellular component: nucleus. The coding region runs from base 550 to 3465 and encodes 971 amino acids. The record is from RefSeq and is a predicted model, not a curated record.
GGGAUUUAUCUGCCUUCAGCCUAACAGUUUACCAAACACUAUCUGUUGUGCUACUUCAAGUAAGGAUUUCAUUGUUCUGUUUUGGGACAUAUGACAAAUGAGUCACAAUGACAAAUGACUCACUCUUGACUUAACUCUUGCACCAGCCACGGAAAUGUCGCGUUGCUCAUAGUGGUGAUGUGGGGCUUGCCCAAAAGAUGAGGCUGCCGUCAUUGAUGGUGUGAAAAUCUGGGCCAAAUAUUAGGCAGGUGGUUGGCAGAAAUGACCCAUUCCAUUGCAGACGGAAAGAAACUCAGCAAAUUCUGAUGUGGAACUCAAGAGAAAAGAUGAGGGUUUGUUCCCCCUGCUUAGUUUCAGCCUCGCUGUCUCUGUGUGAUGUCAGUGCUCACCAUUAGAGACUAAAAUUACUUUGUGUGAAACACUGACCAUUACCUAUUAAUGUUUGUUGUAAUCUCUUUUUACAGGGUAGCACAAGCAGAGGAUUUGUGUCCGGGAAUCUGAAACUCAUUCAGUUCACCAGCACCUGAAUGUGUGAGAGGCAUUCACAGCAUGGAGAAAUUAUUCCCCAGCUCUGUGUAUGGGCAGGGAUUCACUGAACCUUCCCACCUGGUGCCCCACCAGCAGGUUCAUCCUGUGGAGAAACCAUUUAUCUGUCCCGAUUGUGGGAAGGGAUUCACUCAAACGUACAACCUGAAUCGACACCGACAAACUCACACCGGGGAGAGGCCGUUCACCUGUUCUGAGUGUGGGAAGCAAUUUGCUCAGUUAAUCCACAUGAAAAGACAUCAGCGAAUUCACACCGGGGGAAGGCCGUUCAUCUGUUCUGGGUGUGGGAAGGGAUUCAUUGGAUCAUCUGAGCUACUGAGGCACCAGCGAGUUCACACUGGGGAGAGGCCGUUCACCUGCUCUGUGUGUGGGCAGGGGUUCACUGAUACCUCCCAACUGGUGACCCACCAACGAGUUCACACUAAGGAGAAACCAUUUACCUGUCCCGAGUGUGGGAAGGGAUUCACUCAAGCAUGCCAUUUGAAGAGGCACCACCAAAUUCACACUGGGGAGAGGCCGUUCACCUGUUCUGAAUGUGGGAAGGGAUUCAUUCAAUCUUCGGAGCUACUGAUACACCAGCGGGUUCACACUGGGGAGAGGCCGUUCACCUGCUCUGUGUGUGGGAAGGGAUUCAUUGGAUCAUCUGACCUACUGACACACCAGCGAGUUCAUACUGGGGAGAGGCCAUUCACCUGCUCUACCUGUGGGAAGGGAUUUACCAAGUUCUCCAGCAUGAAAACCCACCAGCUAGUUCACACUGGGGAGAGGCCAUUUACCUGCUCUGAGUGUGGGAAGGGAUUCACUCGGUCGACCAUCUUGAUAAAACACCAGCAAAUUCACACCGGGGAAAGGUCGUUCACCUGUUCCGAGUGUGGGAAGGGAUUCAUUCAUUCGUCUACAUUACUCAGACACCAGAGAGUUCACACUGGGGAGAGGCCGUUCAUCUGCACUGGGUGUGGGAAAGGAUUCACACGAUUUUCCCACCUGAUGACCCAUCAGCGACUUCAUACCGUGGAGAAACCAUUUGCCUCUCCCAGUUCACAUUCACACUGCUCCGCCGCGCCUGCGCACUGCCCCGACCACCAGCUGCGCUGCCGGCACCUGCUGGGGGUGGGGGGUGUUGGAAAGACCGCGCAGCCGCAGUGGCUACCGGGGACUGCUGCCGGGCAUGCACCCUCGGACAGAGGCCGGCUGCCGAUACCGCACCUGCGCACCUCAGUGAACCCGCCUUCGCCUCUCAUUGAGCUGCGGUCAAGGAACCGCAUCCUUCUGAUGGCUGCGGAGGAUCGGCGGCAGAUGGGAGCAGGGAGCCGGGCGCGGAAUCAGACAGCACCGUGGCCCGGCCUGUGGAACGGCCCUCAGCUGCGGGGAGAAUCCGUGUGGCCCUCGGGGACACGGUGGCCCGCCAACUGGGGACGGUGUUCGUUCUUCCCGCUCUCCCUCCGGGCCCCGGGAGAUUCUUGUGCGUCAGUGAAGACCCUUCAUCAGACUGAUUUUAGUGGGGCCAGUGGUGCAGGCCAACGACUGAAAUCUCCGCGCCGCAGAACUCGCUCUAUGUUGCAGACGAUACCAAGCGCGCAGGCGUGGAGAGCCCGGAAGUGUUGCGGCCAAGUCGCGCAUGCGGUCAGUGGACAAAAGACUCCGGAGGAUCGGCGGCGGGUAGGAGCGGGGAUCCGGGCGCGGGAUCAGUCAACACCGAGGCCCCGGCCUGAGGAGCGGCCCCCGGCUGCGGGGAGAAUCGGUGCGGCCCUCGGGGACACGUAUUUUUUUAGAGAGUAUGAAUACCGACCUGUGGCAUGCAAGAGCAUUAACAUUGUUGAAUUCAACGCCAUUGAUCACCUGGAGGUCAUCAGUGAUCAAUAUGUAUACUGUACCAAUCACAGGAAUAGCAUGUUGCUCAAAGAUAAAACACGCAGAGGAUUUGUGUAUGGUAAUCUCAAACUCAACCCAUCAUACCAAGAGUGUUCAGUUCACCAGCACCUGAACGCGUGGGAGGGAUUCACUGUGUCAGCUGAGCAGAUGAGACGUCAGGGAGUUCACAGCAUGGAGAAAUUAUUCAUCAGCUCUGAGUGUGGGCAGGGGUUCAUGCAAUCUUCCCACAUGGUGACCCACCAGCAAGUUCUCGCUGUGGAGAAACCAUUUGUCUGUCCUGAUUGUGGAAAGGGAUUCACUCAAGCAUGCAACCUGAAGAGGCACCAGCAUAUUCACACCGGGGAGAGGCCGUUCAUCUGUUCUGAGUGUGAGCAAGGAUUCACUCAUUUGUCCAACUUGAUAACACAUCAGCGUGUUCACACUGGGGAGAGGCCGUUCACCUGCUCUGUGUGUGGGCAAGGAUUCACUCAAUCUUGCCACCUGGUAACACACCAACGGGUUCACACACUGGAGAAGCCGUUUGCCUGUCCUGCUUGUGGAAAGGGAUUCUCUCAAGCCUGUCACCUAAAGAGGCACCAGCAGAUUCACACUGGGGAGAGGCCGUUCACCUGUUCUGAGUGUGGGAAGGGUUUCAUUCAAUCUUCAGAGCUACUGACACACCAGCGAGUUCACACCGGGGAGAGGCCGUUCACCUGCUCCGAGUGUGGGCAGAGAUUUACAAAGUUCUCCAGCAUGAUAACGCAUCAACGUGUUCACACCGGGGAGAGGCCGUACACCUGCUCUGUGUGUGGGAAAGGAUUUACCCGGUUGUCCAUCAUGAUAACACAUCAGCGGGUUCACACUAGGGAGAGGCCGUUCAGCUGCCCUGAAUGUGGGAAGGGAUUCAUUCACUCCUCCGCGUUACUGACACACCAGCGAAUUCACACCGGGGAAAGGCAGUUCAUCUGCUCUGAGUGUGGGAAGGGAUUCUCACAAUUUUCUCACCUGAUGGCCCAUCAACAAAUUCACGCUGUGGAGAAACCAUUUACCUCUUCUGACUGUGGGUAGCAUUUCACUGGUAAUUCGAACCAGCGAAUAGACUCUGAGGAAAGGACAUUCACCUGUUUAUAGCUCGAUUAUCUGAGCUAUUGGUACACCAGCGUGUUCACACUGGGGGGAAAGUUUAAAUAAGUUUUAGUUUGAUGUUGCAGCUGAUGUUCAUCACACCCAGGUCUAAACACUGGUCAUUGGGCACAGUUGGGGUUUGUUCUGCGGAUGUUAAACAACUUUAUUGUCAUUGCACAAAUACGAAUACAUUUACAACGAAAUGCAGUAAUUCCAAGAGUUUAAUAUUCUGGGACUGUGACUAAUAAAUGAGUUCUGUUGUAAA